AUGAAGUUUCUCUACCUCUGGCCGCUGGUGACCGUCUGCUCGGCGGUCGUCACUCCAAAUCAUCAGCAAGUCUUGAGUGACCUCAGGGACACCUCCAGUCACCACCUGGAGAAUGACUUCCCUUCUCUGGUCGAGUCCGCGGAGACCUCGGUGGCAUCCACCUUGCGAAAUGUCCUAGACGAUGCGCUCGAAGCUGCCAGCGAUGCAUGGCGCUCCGCCGCAACCGCGGCGUCGGAGGCCGAGCGCUACUGGCUCAACAACUACUUCUCCCGUCCCAUCGAUGACGAUGCGGAUAACCUCCCCAAGGAUCUCUCCCAGCUGUCCCCGGUGUACCGGCUGUUCCCUCCACGCCACCCGCCGUCUAACAAGACCAUCUACGAGCUCAUCGCCGCGAGCAAGUACACCACCAUCCUCGCCAAAAUCAUCAACGAGGACCAGGAGCUCGUGCAGCUCCUCAACUCCACCAAGGCCAACCACACUGUCUUCGCCCCGACAGACGACGCCUUCAAGAAAAUCCCCCAUCACCACCAUCAUGAGCCGUCCAAGGAGCUCAUCCGCGCCGUUUUGCGCUACCACAUCACCCCGGGUAUCUACACCGCACCGCAGGUCUUCCACAGCCACACGCUGCCGUCGAUUCUCGAAGACCCGGACCUAGGCGACAAGCUCCCGCAGCGCCUGGCCGUUCGCGUAGGCUGGAAAGGCCUAACCGUGAACUACUACAGCCGCAUCAUUGCCAUCGACAUUGCCGGCUCCAACGGCGUAAUUCACGGCAUCGACUCCGUCCUCCUCCCCCCACCACACGCCUGCACGCUUCUCGAGAUCGUCCCCACGCAGUUCAGCACCUUCGCCCUGGGCAUCCUCACCUCCGGCCUGGCCACCAACGAAACCACCACCGUCCUGACCGGCCCGCACGCCCACCACGGCGGCACCAUCUUCGCCCCCUCCAACUCCGCCUUCCAAAAGCUCGGCCUGAAGAUCAACGCCUUCCUCUUCUCUCCCUGCGGGCACAAGUACCUCCGCGCCCUGCUGCAGUACCACGUCGUGCCCAACCGCACUCUCUACUCCGACGUGUACUACACCGAGGACGGCCAGAUCAAGCCCCUCGGCGUCAAGGGCUUCACCCAUCUCGAUCUGCCCACCCUCCUGCCCGACCGCUCGCUGGCUGUCGACGUCGCCCGCUACGGGCCCUACGCGUCCCUGAAGAUCAACGGCCACCAGCGCGUGGCGUUCGAGGAUGCCCUCGCCCGCGACGGGAACAUCCAUAUCGUUGACCAUGUGCUGAUCCCGCCGCGGAAGGUGGACGAUGCGGCCCCGGCGUGGACUGGCAACGAGGAUGAGCUGACGGUGGAGGAUUUGAAGAGUCGACUGGCGGAUGUUGUCGAGGAUGAUGGGGAAGGUGUCCAUGGGGAGGAAUUGUAG
Aspergillus terreus NIH2624 is the source of this 1419-nucleotide messenger RNA. RefSeq names its product fasciclin domain-containing protein. Gene Ontology annotation, biological process: macroautophagy. NCBI's taxonomy places the organism in Eukaryota, Fungi, Ascomycota, Eurotiomycetes, Eurotiales, Aspergillaceae. The transcript has 2 exons. The coding region runs from base 1 to 1419 and encodes 472 amino acids. Gene Ontology annotation, cellular component: fungal-type vacuole membrane. The record is from RefSeq and is a predicted model, not a curated record.